Humulus lupulus (European hop) is the source of this 529-nucleotide messenger RNA. RefSeq lists its product as uncharacterized. The transcript has 3 exons. Bases 88 to 342 code for a protein of 84 amino acids. NCBI's taxonomy places the organism in Eukaryota, Viridiplantae, Streptophyta, Magnoliopsida, Rosales, Cannabaceae. The record is from RefSeq and is a predicted model, not a curated record.
AUGAAUGAAAAUAAUUUUUGCUAUAUUUCUAAAAUAAAAACAUACAUAUAUAUGUGUGGUUGAUAGAGAAACGAGAAUAAGUGAGUAAUGGGGGGAGCAGGUCACCUUUUGAAGAGAAUUCCUCGCAUUAAAUUCCCAGAAAGACACCCAAAAUCCUCAUCUUCAGCUGCACAAACUCAACAAGCAACCAGUGAUGACACUGAUCGGAAAUCCAGUCUAGGGUCGGAUGUUCCGGCGGCACCCCAAGAUACUACUUUGGGAGGCAAAGCUUCUCUUCAGCCAACACGAACCCCUGUCUCAGACAAAGAGAUAGAGGCUAUAAUGUUGGGUGGCUCGUUUUAAUCGUGUCCUUCAGUAUAAGAAUGAGGCAAAAAGAGCAAAUGGAGCAUUGAGUGUUGAAAUUCAGAUUAAAUUUGUAUAAAAUUCAGACCUGUUCUAUAUGCUACAGGACUCCAAGCAUGGUGAAACAGCCUGUUUUGUAGUGACUUUCCUGUGUUUAUGCAUCAAAUGCGAUCUUCUUUUAUUUGAA